AUGUUUUUGAAAAGGGAAAUAUUAGACUUCAGAACUCUUAAAACAGUUUAUUUUGCUUUAACAGAAUCUGUAAUUAAUUAUGGUUUCGUAGUUUGGGGAAAUACAAGUUUAGCAACGUUAUCCAAGUUACAGGUAGCUCAGAAAUGGAUCAUAAAAAUUAUGCUUUUCAAACAGAAACGAUUUUCAUCUGAUCUUGUUUUUAGAGACAGUAAAAUACUGAACCUAGAGCAGCUCUAUUUAAAAUCACUUAUAAGAUUUAUGAUGAAAUAUGAUUUCUACAAAGAAUACUUACAGCAUGACCAAAAUACAAGAACUUGCCAGAGUCACGUUUACUGUAUAGGUCCAAAAGUUUAUAAUGAUGUGCCAAAUAGUACUAAGAGAUUGAGAUAUUCUACUGUUAAAAAGGAAUUAACAAGAUGGAUUAUUGAUAGUCAAUACGCCAUUAAUUAUGUAAUAUAA
Acanthoscelides obtectus is the source of this 459-nucleotide messenger RNA. Lineage: Eukaryota; Metazoa; Arthropoda; Insecta; Coleoptera; Chrysomelidae. The record is from the annotation of a GenBank genome assembly.